UCUGGCAACCUUUCGAUGUACGUGGACAGGAAAACGUGUGGUAGGGUAAAGACCGCUGAUCCAUGUGAAUGAAUCGCAAACAAAAAGUCUUUAAAUCAACUAUAGGUCCUACCGAUUAUGCUUUUAUAUAAGUUGUAGUUGCUUUGCAGUCACGAUUAUUCGUAAUAUAAAAGUCCACCAAUCGAGAGGUGUCAGAUGAAAGUCGUUCCGAAACUGUAUAAUAGACCGGUAUCGGUAUCUUAACAUGACUCAUAAUGAGUAACACCACAGCUCAUAGCAAAGUCUGGGCUGCUGUGACACAAGCUUUCAAACUGCCAAUGGCUUUCAUAAGGCGGAUGAUAACGAAGCUGAUUAACCGAGUGUUGAUGAGCACGCUGCCAUCACCGAAGAUGGCUGGUCAAGCGAUAGUUGACUGUAAUAGAAGGAAAAUGGUUGUCGGGCUGGGAAACCCUGGUAUGAGUGGUUCUCGACAUAGUGUUGGUAUGGCUGUGCUUACAACAUUAGCAGAACGUUUGGGAACGCCAGACAGCUGGAGGUCUGACCGACAAGUCUCAGGAGAGGUUGUUGUAACGCACCUUCAAGACAUCCAGUUGGUUCUUCUUCGACCUAAGUUGCUCAUGAACAUCAAUGGUGUGAGUGUGGCAAAAGCAGCCAGCAAAUUUUUAAUUCCACCUGAACAUAUUCUCCUGAUUCAUGAUGAGCUUGACAAGCCGCUUGGGAAGUUCGGCAUUAAACAUGGUGGAAGUGCAAGGGGUCACAAUGGUGUGAGAUCAUGUGUGGACUGCCUUCAUACUGAUGUGAUGCCACGGUUGCGCAUUGGUAUUGGGCGACCGUCAGGAAAAACGCCUGUCGACCGUUACGUUUUGGGACGUUUUUCACAAGAGGAACAAAAUAUUCUAGACUCUGUCAUGAAGCAGAGUGUAGACGUUCUGCUGACAUUUCUCACAGACUCGCAAUCCCAGACUUCUCCAGCAGAGGGAAGGAGAGCGUCACGCAAGAAUAAAGCAAGGACACUUUCACCGCCUCAGGACACCACAGAAGAGCACAAACAGAACUGACCUCCUGUUACUACACAUUAUAUAUUUUAUAACUGUUUCUCUGUUGUGAAGGAGCUCCAUUUUAGCAAAGCUAAGGACAUGGAGCGCAAAACCAAAACUGACAUCAAUACAUAGUAAUUUUCUGAUAACUCUGCUCUGAAGGAGUUAAGCUUGUAACGAUUGGCUACACAGAUUGUUAGAAUGCACUGUCUCUGCCAUCUUUUAAAGUUCAGAAGACACAUUAGGAUACAGCAGCCUGCAUUAGAUGUUCUUUUGUAGUUUCUAUAACAGCUUUUCCAGAAUUGGGGUUUGCAAACCCCUAGAGGUUCCUGAGGAACUACAGAAGGUAUGUAGCAUUGGAAUAGAAAUACCUAUGCUGUAUUAAAUUAAAGUAUAAUAUUUAAAAAAAAAACAUGUCAAAAGGUUUAUUAAAAUAUAAUAAGCAUAAGAUAACAUUACCUCAAAUAUAAACUUGUUUUUCAUAUAAAUAACUUAAUUCAUAGGCAUUAAUGUGACAAAACAGUUUGGAAACCCCUUUAAAACCUGGACAACACUGACCUCGUUAUAAUCUUAAUAGUGCCAUUUCAUGUAACUGGGUGAUUUUAAAUGUGUUAAUUUCACUGUAUUGUGGUGUUUUGCUUUUAAAAAAUAUUUGCCCAUUACUAUGUUCAGCUAUAGGUUUACAAACAUUUCUGACAUUCAGAGAACUGUGUUAAUUCAUAAAUGUAUGCUUCAUCAAUAAAUAUUGAUUUACAGAAUAAGAAAGCAGGGCUUAAUCUAAUUUAAACCUGCAAAAAAGUGUUUCAAAAUUUUAUAACAAAUUAAAGCUGCAAGCAGCGAUGAAAGGGCCCUCGCACCCGGGCUUACUGCCACCCGUUGGACAUAGGAAAACAGUGAACAGUGGGCGAAAUGCAUGUGAGCGAGUAAAUACCAGAGAAUUAUGGCAAAGUAAUUUCAAAGUGCCACACUUCUUGCUGCCAACAGGUGGCACUGUGACCAUAACUGAAUAUUGCCAUGUAGAUGUCUUCAGGCCAGAAGUAUUAUCAAACAUGUAAAGUUUGGCGCAGAUCAGACAUCGGUCACCAGCAGGUGGCGCUAUGACUAACUGAAUAUUGGCAUAUAGAUGUCUUUAUGCCAGGACUCUUAUCACACAUGUGAAGUUUGGGGCAGAUCGGACAUUGUAUGCUUGAUUUACAACAGCUUCCUCUUUCAUGGCGAAACAUCAGACUUUGUCAGUCCGCCACGGACACUCCCUUCAACGAAAACUCAAGAUCUUUGAUUUUUAUCAUCGCUAUGGUUUUAAGAUUAGACUGACAACAUAUGAUGUUGAUCUGGUUAAAUCUCUACGAGGAGUUAAUCACAGUAUAAAAUAUGACAUUUCCUGUUGCCUGCAGGUGGCGCUAUGACUGUGAUUGAAUAUUGCCAUGUAGAUGUCUUCAGGCCAGGACUCUAAUAAAACAUGUGAAGUUUGGGGCAGAUCAGACAUUGUAUGCCCAAGUUACAACAAUUUCCUAUUUCAUGGCGAAAUAUCGAACUUUGUCAGGCCGCCACGGGCACACCCUCCAGUGAAAAGUCUAGAUCUUCGCAAUUUGACAUCGCAAAGGCCUUUAGAUUAGACUGACCAAAUAUUAUGUUGAUCCGAUUAAUGCUCUAGGAAGAGUUUGUUCAAGUACGUGUGGAAAUGGCCAAAAUUGCAGAGAAAAUUCAAAAUAUCUCACUUCCUGUUGGUUUUCAGAUUUCGUACCAAAAGACUUUUUUGUAGGGAUUGGGCCAUUACAUGUGUGUACCGAAUACCUGUAUGUGAAACAUAGCGUGAGGGGCACUUCAUUGAAAUUUUGUAGGUGGCGCUAUCGAGCCAUUUUGCCACACCUAAUUCUGAAACCCAUUUCAGACGUAAAUUUUCACCAUUUCUGAUGCGUAUGCAAAGUUUAAUGAGUUUUUGAGCAUGUUUAGGCCCUCAAAAAAGUGAUUCAUUUGCCAGAAGCGGAAGAAUAAUAAUAAGAAACGGAGCAAUUCCAAUAGGGUUCUCACACCAUCGGUGCUUGGGCCCUAAUAAAAUAUGAUGUAAAAUAGUUAAGAAAGUGACGUAAAAAAGUAUUUAAUAGGACACAAAUAAGUUAUGUAACUGAUCACAUUAUGGAGUGCUGCAAGGGUCUGUUUUAGGCCCUCUGCUAUUUUCAAUAUACAUGUUGUAUCUUGGUAAUAUUAUUAGAAAACAUUGAAUUAGUUUCCACUGCUAUGCCGAUGAUACUCAGUUUUAUAUUUCAUCAUAACCAGAUGAAAUCUCUAAAUUAUCCAAGUUGACAGGGUGUGUUAAAGAUAUAAAAUAUUGGAUGACCAGUAAUUUUCUAGUAAAUUUUGAUAAGACUGAGGUAUUACUUAUUGGACCUGUAUACAGAAUCUCUUAGAAUACAAUUUGCAUCUAGAAGGAUGUACUGUUAUUCAUCCUCUACAGUUAAAGACCUGAGUGUUAUAUUAGACAGCAACUUGUCUUUCGAAAUAUUGUCAUAUUUCGAAUGUUACAAAAACAGCCUUCUUCCACCUCAGAAACAUUGUUAAGCUACAGAACGUUAUCUGUAUUUGAUGCAGAAAAGUUAGUUCAUGCAUUCAUGACCUCUAGACUGGAUUACUGUAAUGCAUUACUAUGUGGUUGUCCUGAAUCCUCAAUAAACAAACUACAGUUAGUCCAAAUUGCAGCUGCUAGAGUUCUUACUAGGUCAAGAAAAUAUGAUCAAAUAACCUGUUUUAUCAUCUCUACACUGGUUAUCUAUUAAGUUUCGUGUUGAUUACAAAGUAUUGCUACUGACCUAAAGCUCCUGUGUAUUUAACCGAUCUUCUGUCACCCUACAGACCAUCAUGCUCUUUAAGGUCACAAACCUCUGGAUUUUUGGUAGUUCCUAGGAUAUCUAAAUCCACUAAAGGAGGAGGAGCGUUUUCGCAUUUGGCUCCUAAACUCUCGAAUAGCUUUCCUGAUAAUGUUUGAGGCUCAGACUAACUCUCCCGGGUUUAAAUCUAGAUUAAAGACAUCUGUUUAGCCAAGCAUUCACAUAAUACACUUCAUAACCUUAUACUCCAGUUAUAUCAGAUGAAAUGCACAUGGUUAUCUUUUUUUGAAAUGUUAUGAACAGCAGCUACGCUAAUUAUUUUCCAAUUGCUUUUCUGUACCUCGGGAUGCCCAUAACUAUAGAGAGUACGCCAGCUGUAGUUUAGAUCCAGCCUCUUACGAAGAUUUCAGAUGCCCCAACACCUGUGAAGAGAUGACACCAACUCUGAAUCAACAUUCACCACUGCCAAAUUUUCUAUAUAUUGUAAUCAUUAUGAUCACAACUUGUAAUAAUUGCUUUAAUGAGAUCAUUGUUUCUGCUUAAAUUAAUACAUGAUAUUAGCUAACUGCUUGAUUUGUAUUAUCUUAGAACAAAUAUACAAUAAAUGUGAAUUGAAUUGAA
Messenger RNA from Ctenopharyngodon idella (grass carp), 4483 nucleotides. RefSeq names its product peptidyl-tRNA hydrolase 1 homolog (gene ptrh1). The transcript is spliced from 5 exons. The record is from RefSeq and is a predicted model, not a curated record. Bases 255 to 1058 code for a protein of 267 amino acids. Gene Ontology annotation, molecular function: peptidyl-tRNA hydrolase activity. NCBI's taxonomy places the organism in Eukaryota, Metazoa, Chordata, Actinopteri, Cypriniformes, Xenocyprididae.